AUGUGCCCUACAUCCUGAUUGCAACAGGCUCAGUUGUCAUCCUUCUAGGUACCUUUGGCUGUUUUGCCACCUGCCGGGGGAGCACAUGGAUGCUAAAAUUGUAUGGCAUGUUCUUAACCCUUAUCUUCCUUGUUGUGCUGGUGGUGGCCAUUGUGGGUUUCGUCUUCCGACAUGAGAUUAAAGACAGUUUUAAGAAGAACUAUGAAACUGCUGUGGAGAAAUACAGCGGGAGCAAAGAUGAGCGCAGCAAGGCAGUUGAUACCAUUCAGACCACGUUGCAUUGCUGCGGCGUGCUCAACUUCACUGACUGGAACACGAGUGCCUACUUCAAGCAGAAUGGGAUUCCCGUGAGCUGCUGCAAGUCCUUAAACAACUGCACAACGGCAGAUCUGAAGGAUCUUGAAAAAGCCAAAGGGAAGGUGUAUGAAAACGGUUGUUUCAAUUUGGUGGUGAAAACGAUGGAUUCUAAAAUGAGCGUUGUCGCCGGGGUCUCCUUUGGGACCGCUUGCUUCCAGUUAGUUGGGAUCUUCCUUGCCUGUUGCCUUUCUCGAUCCAUUACAAAUAAUCAGUAUGAGAUGGUGUAACUUGCAAGCCUGGACAUUCGCAGUUUGCUGCAAGACAGUGAUGAUUCUGGAAAGCGUGCAAGCAAACCCACAAACAUUUGGGCUAUCAUUUGUUCUUGACAGCCACAUUUCAGAAGCUAGUGCUGCUGAACACAGAAGGAUUAGUUAUCAGCAAUUCUGAGAUCGCCAAUCGUUCGUUUAAUCACUUUUCAGUGACAGCCCAGAUGAUGUUGUAAGCAUCAAUUGUUGUUUGUGUUACCCUCACGCCUUUCCUGACACCUGAUGAAUGGUGAUUUUUUUAAAUGCCAUUGUGAUACGGGUCUCUCUUAUAGAAUAUUAAAACACUUUUGGAGGGCUUUCUAUUGCCUUUAGAAACCGCCUCUUUGGA
Pogona vitticeps (central bearded dragon) is the source of this 951-nucleotide messenger RNA. The record is from RefSeq and is a predicted model, not a curated record. Lineage: Eukaryota; Metazoa; Chordata; Lepidosauria; Squamata; Agamidae.